Molecule: messenger RNA, 1978 nt
Organism: Syngnathus typhle (broad-nosed pipefish)
Lineage: Eukaryota; Metazoa; Chordata; Actinopteri; Syngnathiformes; Syngnathidae
Gene: cldn35
Product: claudin 35
Exons: 1
Coding region: 1247-1936 (229 amino acids)
Biological process (GO): bicellular tight junction assembly; cell adhesion
Cellular component (GO): plasma membrane; bicellular tight junction
Molecular function (GO): structural molecule activity
Source: RefSeq, a predicted model, not a curated record
AGUGAGGUUGAAAAUACAAAAUACAAUUUUCUGUCCAGUCAGGGUAAAGUUUCAUGUUCAACAAUAUGAACAUCACUUUCAAAAAAAAAAAGAAACGAAUCCAGUUCCUACUCAAAUUGUCAUCCCCCUCUCGAAUCCGCCCCCGCUUUCUGUCCCGACUGGUUGUCAUGACCACUGUUACCUCGGUGAGCUACAGAAGAAAGGAAACCCGAAACACAGAUCUUGAUGAUAUAUUUAAUUCAUUAGCACAUUGAGGUUGAAUGUACCUUAUGCAGGAGAAGAACAGCAUUUCUAUAUAUUUAACAAAAAAACAGAAUAUUUUACCAUUUCAACAAUUCCACUGCAAUUAAUUUAAGGAAAUGCAUGAACCAACUGGCAGCGUUGGUGUUUUUUCAUGCGGCCAAUUAAUCUUCUGGCUUUUAUCAAUUUCAAAAUUCUUGUUAAUCCUGAAAGCGGGAUGUUUUACAAAUGCUCCUUUAAAUGGAACGUGGCAUGAGGUGAAACUGCGUAAUCUCCUUUUGUAAAGGACCCCAUGUUUUUGUGUCAACUGAUCCACUGAACAUCCAUCUCCCUCCCUUUGUUGACUCCCCCCACCUACCGAAUGGGGCCACGCUCAGUAUUGCUCCCCCAGAUUUGAAGAACAUUCUCUACGGUGUUCAAUCCGACUUGAUAUUUCCACACCGAUUUGGACCUUGUUAGCUUUCGAGGAGGUUGGUAGGAAGGGGGAAGGGUAAAAGCGUGCAGCCGCUGAAGUGGCUUCAUCAAGGCUUGGAAAACCUGAGUGCUUGUUAUCUACGCAGAGACAACACUGGAUGAAGGUUUUUGUUUUUCUAAGCAAAUCUGAUUUCUUUUUGAAGACAUUUUUUUUAGGGGAAUUAUUUAUGUGGAUAUUUUUUUCCAAUUAAGGGCCUGGCUGCAGAUUUCUAUGAUUAUCAAGGUAAAGCUACAAAUUAUCAUUGUUAAACCUGAAAGAUAAAUCAGCUGUAGUAAAGUCUGGACCUGCUGAACUUCAAUUGUGCAUCAAAAGACUGCCACAGGUGGCUGCACAGCUAUUGCCUACUCAAUAAUGCAUUGAGUCAAGCGAAGGAAUGAGAAGGAGGAGAAAGUGUGUGGCACUGUGAUCCUUUUCAACGGAUGGAUGUCAAUUACCAGGAGAAAGUGGGAACCAUUUCCCUUGGAUGCUUGGGGUAGCAAAAAAAGUACACUUUGGAAGAUUUGAAUUCUGAUCAAGAGAAAGACUUCAAUCAUGGUUAACACCGGCAUGCAACUCAUCAGCUUCACUUGCGCCGUCACCGGCUGGAUCAUGGCGAUAGCGGUCACGGCCCUGCCUCAAUGGAAAGUGUCGGCCUUUAUCGGCAGCAACAUCCUGACGUCAGAAAUCAAGUGGGAGGGCAUCUGGAUGAGCUGCGUUUACCAGACCACCGGUCACAUGCAAUGCAAGACCUACGACUCCCUGCUGGCCUUGCCUCCUGACAUCCAAGCUGCUCGUGCCCUUAUGUGUUUGGCCAUCUUCAUGGGCUGGCUCUCCUGUACCGUAUCCUGCUGCGGAAUGAAGUGCACCACCUGCGCUGGAGAUGAUCGCCAAGCAAAAGCGGGCAUCGCGCUUUCCGGGGGGAUUCUUUUCAUCCUGACCGGCUUGUGCGUUCUCGUUCCCGUUUCCUGGACGGCCAACACGGUCAUUCAGGAUUUCUACAACCCCAACGUGCCCGUGAUGCAUAAACGAGAGCUCGGCCAGGCUAUUUACCUGGGUUGGGCCGCUGCGGUUAUUUUGAUGAUUAGCGGAGCUGUGCUGAGUAGCACGUGCCCCCUGGCGGAGAGGGGAGGCAGGUACCGGAGGGGGUACGUGGGUCGCAGCUUUGCUAAUUCACCUGUUUCUGCACCCAAUUUGCCCAAAACCAUCACAUCUACAAGUCUCCCACUUAAGGAGUAUGUGUAAUGAGAUAAUGACAAAAGAAGCUAUUCAAUUAUUUAUGUCAAC